This is a messenger RNA of Lactuca saligna, 327 nucleotides long. The record is from the annotation of a GenBank genome assembly. NCBI's taxonomy places the organism in Eukaryota, Viridiplantae, Streptophyta, Magnoliopsida, Asterales, Asteraceae.
AUGCUCCAUGUGCGAUGCAAGUGUCACAAGGAGGAGAAAAUGGUAGUUUUUCGAAGGUCAGAUGUGAAGAUAAAGGGAAAGUUGUGGUAUGGUCUUUUUUAUGAAAUUUCUACUCCAAUUUCUACCAAACUAGCUCACAAAAUGGCAACAACAGUGUCUACUAUUCAUGUCGAAGUUGAUGUAUCUAAGCUUAAGUUGGAGAAUGCCAUAAACAUCAAUGAAGGUGGAUCUUUGACAGUCAAGCCUAAAAUAACUGUACUAACCAAAGAUAAAAGAAAAGGGCUUCAGCCAUCUAACAAAGAGAAAAAUAGGAUGAAAGAAAUAUAA